This is a messenger RNA of Heterobilharzia americana, 896 nucleotides long. The record is from the annotation of a GenBank genome assembly. Lineage: Eukaryota; Metazoa; Platyhelminthes; Trematoda; Strigeidida; Schistosomatidae.
AUUUGAAGGCGCGGAAGUCGUCAUGUGCGAUGUCUUUAACUACUAAAUAAGUUGAUGAAAACAUACUUAUUGAUGUGGAUGAACCGUAUCUGAAAUCUUCCUUUUCAGUGCUACUGUUCUACUUAGUCAGUUUUAAUGAUGAAAAACCAAUCGGAGUUAGGAGAGGAAUUGAAUGAAGCGUGCAGCAUUGGAGUUCUUGAGGAAGUUGUGAAAUUAGUAACUAUUGGAGCAGAUGUCAAUCAUCAAAAUAAAGUUAAUGGUAUGACACCAUUGCAUUGGGCGUACACAAGAAAACACCAGAAUAUUAUCGACUAUUUGUUAUCUAGAGGUGCUGACCCAGAUAUUACAAGGAGCGAUGGGAAAAAGCCCCAUGAAAUGCAAGAGACAAUCAAAACUUCCUUUGUUCCGAAUUAUCUGGAGUCUCCUUCAUUCCCGUACGUUAAGAUCAAUCAGAAUGAUCACCCUGUCCAAUCUAGUUGCCUACAUGAGUCUAUUUUAAAGAUAAGGUUAGCACAGUCUGAGGAAGAAGAUUUUUACGAAUUUGAAGCUCCUGUUCAAACCUGUAGUUAUGAUCAUUUCAUUCAAAUUAUUUCCAAAGAAUUGAAUAUUAUCCCGGAUAAAAUAAAAAAGAUACGUAAGCUACCAAAUACAGUUGUUCGUUGUGAAACUGAUUUACGACGUUUGUCAAACGGUACUGAACUUGAGGUUGUUCUUAUAGAUUAAUCAGUUGAAUACCAAAACUUAUUUAUCUAAUUCUAUUUUCAACACUCUUAAUUUUGGUAAGAUAUUAUUUUGACUUCUAAACACAUCGACAAGUAUAUCGGAUAUUUGAGCCAAACUGAAUCUCAGUUAUGUGAAUAACUUGCUUUUAAAAUGACCAUUUCUAACUUUAAAAA